AUGGACGAUGUGCCUGUUGGAGGAGGAGACGCAGGGCUCGCAGAGACGCUGGAUGUGCGGAAAUACUACAAAGGGUCGCAGAGAUCUGGAGCGGACGUAUAUGCAGCGGAACGGGAGACGCUCGUAGAUGGCGUAACUGACGGGCGCGCGCUGCAGGACACGCGUCGCAAGCAGCUACAGCAAACGGCGGCAGGCGCGGGGCAUCGGCGGGGCGGUGGCGCCUCCACGCCGACCACCCCGGCGCCGCGCCGUCGCCGGCGCCCGCGCCAGUCCCGGCGCGCGCCGCCCGCGGAGAUGCUCGGGCCCGGAGGCCCGCGUCGUCGACGCCCGAGCUGGCGCUGCUGCGGCGGAGGCAGAGCGAGCGAAGCGUUCCGCGCCGGAGGCGGUAACCGCGGGCCCCGCCCCUGGCGCGUCGCCCCUGCAGCAACUGCAGCGCCGCCGGCCCCGCCCCGCCCGCCCGCCCCCGCAAAUGCCCAGCGCCCGCCCUGCCGCGCCCGCGCCGAGGCCCAAGGCGGAGUUCAUGCCGCCCUCCUGGGCCCUCGCCCAGCUUACGUGAGUGUGACAGAAGACGGUCGCAGUGUUUGUGUGGUCUGCAACAAGGUGUUUUCCAAACCUUCCCAACUGCGCCUGCAUGUUAACAUACACUACUUUGAAAGACCAUUCCGAUGUGACUCUUGUGCUGUAUCAUUCCGCACUAAAGGACACCUUCAGAAACAUGAACGUUCUGUGAGCCAUCAGAAUAAGGUCAGCAUGAAUUCAACAUUUGGUACACCAACUACUACCAAUCCAAGACCUUUCAAAUGCGAUGAUUGCAAGAUUGCGUUCCGAAUCCACGGACAUCUAGCCAAACAUCUGCGAUCCAAAAUGCAUAUCAUGAAGUUGGAGUGUGUGGGCAAACUACCUUUUGGAACUUAUGCAGAAAUGGAACGUGAAGGAGUGAGCCUAAAUGAAAUAGAUACAACUGAUUGUGAGAACUCAUUGGAGAGUUUGCAGAUGUUAGCACAAAGACUGUAUGAGAAAGAUCCAAAUAAGCUCGAACGAUGGGAGGGAGAACCUGUGCCUCCCAUCAGUGGUGGUGACACCUCAUCAGAUGAAGGGGAGCCUCUCGCGGCAGGGCAGCUCCAGCAGCAAGCAAUGCAGGGCCUUCAAGGCCUCUCUGCACUCACACCCAUUGCUCCAGUUCCUGUGAAGCCCCCAUUGUUCAGUAUAGAGAAUCAACUAAGGCCCAAGGAUCCAGGAGCUGAAUUGCGAGAUGGUCCUCCAAGACUGGAUUCUGUCUCAGAAGCAGAUGUUGUUCGAGAUGCUACUGAUGGACUGGAAAUGUUGAGCAGGGUACCCUUUGGAUGUCCACUAUGUCCACGUGUGUUUGCCGAGUCGGGGGCUCUGCAGAUACAUGCUCUCAUGGACCAUGGUGCAGCAGAAGGAGCUCGUCGAUCUGUACCACCUCCACCUCCUGUGUGGGAACACCAUCCACCACUGCCACCUGCCACUGUCAAUGGUCUUCCUGAUCAUGGGACAUUGCUGAGAAUAGAGCAAGCCCUAGGUCAUUCUAAGGGUCUGGCAUGUGAUGUGUGUCGGAUGCCUCAGCCUUCAUUAGAAGCUCUUCAAAAGCACCUACUGGGACAUGCUCAACCACGACCAUAUGUUUGUGAUUGCUGUGAUGCUGGAUUCAGCUCCCAGCAACAGCUAUUGAGUCACCGGGAGAUGCAUCGUCGGUCACCUGGUCGUCCCCAAUAGUGAUCACCAUAGUGUCUUGGUAGCAACAGUGCUGUGUUCCUGCUGUGCCUCAAGUUUCUGCUAUUCAAAUCUAGUGACAGAUGAACUACAGACUAGUGUUCACGUGGUCACGCUCCGUGAUCCUCUUCCUAAUGCUGCGGACUUCCAUGCCCCAGUUGCCGUCUUCCCAUUGGGAGUGCCAACUUUUCGUAUACAGAUACAGUUGAUAGACUGAGUUGAAUUGCCUCAGCAGUUGCUCAGUGAAGGACCCUAGGGUGCCUGUGCAAUAUCUGCCUUGGUGUUUGACUGAGGCAGUCUGUAUGCUAAUUGGCUGCCCUGAUGAGGGCUUUGUUAUUUCUUUAUGAUAUUUUAUAUGUAGUUUUGUUUUAUUGUUGCCAAAAAAUAUUCUGUAAGAUGGACAAGUUGAUUUGUUGUGAAUGAAAUGUAGAAGCGAAGAGUGUUUACAGUUGCCAAAUAUUUUAUACCCUAAAACUGAGCGCCAAAUGUUUUCAGUAUUGUGUGACACAUUUGUGAGUUUUAUAGAGUAUCCAGGCAAGUGUCUGGACAACCUGCCUUUUGUAAAUAGAGAAAUGGUGAGCCUGGUCUUCCCAUCUAGGCUUGCCUUUAUACCUUUGUAGUGUACAUAUUUAAGAUGAGAUUGUAUUUCUGUACAUAUUUUGUUUCCUAUGCUCCUGUUUUACGGUAAUGUGCUAUUUAAAACAAGAUAUCUCCUAUUUUGUACAUAUGUAUUGUAGCAGGCCUCUGCCCUACUGAUCUUCCAGCGCCAAUGCAGUAUUAUGUGAGUGUAUGAGGGCGACUGGACUCCCAGUGUGUAUGCGUGACACCUAGGGUGUCAACUUCCAACCCAUUCUAAACAUAUGACAUGCAGCGCUGGUAUUUUUAUGAAGUAUACUUGAAGGAGAGAGCAUCCUCCAUUUUUGACCAAAUCAUGGUGCCAAUAUCUGACAGCUUGGGGGGGGGCCAGCCCACUGGCUUGUGCAGAUACCAGCAUAUCGGCACACUACCCCUAGCUGAAGGAAGCAUAUCACAUCAUGCCGGUAUCAACCAUAUCAGGAGUAGAGGCAGUUGCAGUUGCAGUUAGGACUCAUGUCCAGUGCUGGAUCCAGAGACAUGGGACCAUGGCUACUGGUCCGGUCCUUUCAAAGCAUCGUACAAACCACAUAUCUUAUUCAUCAAUCAUUUAUUGGGUUCUUGAUAUUCAUGUUUUUUGUACUAGGGGGUUAUUUUGAUCUCAGAUACCACAGAGAAUUCAUGCAGCAUGACAGAAAACAAGGAAGAAGUCCUGGAUCUGGCAUCACCUGUUAAACAGUGGUGACCAUAAUGGCUGCGGCAUACCGGAGUGUAACCAGGGAACCGUGAAUGUACUAGGACAAAGUAUGUGCGACAAUGGGGCGAGUCCCAAAUGCUUUCCCUAGUGCACAUGGUCACCCUGCAGAUGUAGAAGGAAUCAUUCCACUGACACCCUAUGUAAAUAUGUUUACCGAAAAUGGGAAGAAAGUUUCAAAAUAAAAAAGAUGAACAAAAAAUGAACUGUUUUUCCCAAUUAAAACCAAUCCUUCCUGUUAUACAUUUAUUUAAUUCAGAGACGUUCAAAGUCAAGAGAUCAAGUGAUACAGUAAAAUCUGUCGAAACCGGAACCUGUACUAGCUGGAAGCCUGCCUUAAUUGGACAAUUUCUCUGGCAUGUGAAUUUAUGUGGUAUUUCACACAGCAUAAAACAGAGUGUGUCUAACGUGGAAACAGAACGGUUUAUCAUGUUCAAUAGGGGAAAAUUUUUAUAAAACUCUAUUCCUGCGAAUUUAAUACGAUUGGCAGACAUGUGAGAUAUUCUUAAUGUAAUGAAUAUAUCUGAAAGUCUGUUUUAAAUUCUCAAUCCUACACAAUUAGUCGUGGCAAUCGCACUGUAAUGGAGAGGGGCUUCAGCUGACUGCAUAGAAUUUGACCUUGGGGUUACUUGUCUCGCAAGGCGUAGGCCAUGGGGGAAUUCCCUCCUCUACCCCCCUCUUCUCACUGAGCUUGGAAAGGUGUACUAGCACGACUUCUAUUCGCACCUCAACCUGCCCCAUGUUC
Gryllus bimaculatus (two-spotted cricket) is the source of this 3806-nucleotide messenger RNA. NCBI's taxonomy places the organism in Eukaryota, Metazoa, Arthropoda, Insecta, Orthoptera, Gryllidae. The record is from the annotation of a GenBank genome assembly.